This is a messenger RNA of Perca flavescens (yellow perch), 3627 nucleotides long. Its product is annotated as probable phospholipid-transporting ATPase IM. The record is from RefSeq and is a predicted model, not a curated record. Bases 1 to 3627 code for a protein of 1208 amino acids. Lineage: Eukaryota; Metazoa; Chordata; Actinopteri; Perciformes; Percidae. Gene Ontology annotation, molecular function: magnesium ion binding; ATP hydrolysis activity; ATPase-coupled intramembrane lipid carrier activity. Gene Ontology annotation, cellular component: trans-Golgi network; plasma membrane. Gene Ontology annotation, biological process: Golgi organization; phospholipid translocation. The transcript is spliced from 26 exons.
AUGUUGUACUUGUACAAAAAUAAAGCCACACAUUUCUCCCAUCGCUGCUGCAACCUCCUCAUCCCUCUCUUGCUUGGAUUCUUUUACUUUUUCACAGAGGAGGAGAGACUUUUUCGAGCUAACGACAGACCUUUCAACCUCUCCUACCACUAUGCUGACAACGCCAUCAAGACCUCCAAAUACAACCUUUUCACCUUCCUGCCUCUUAACCUCUUUGAGCAGUUCCGGAGGCUCGCCAAUGCCUACUUCCUCUUCCUCAUGGCCCUUCAGGUAAUCCCACAAAUCUCCUCUCUCUCCUGGUUCACCACGGCCGUCCCUCUGAUUUUGGUGCUGUCUAUAACAGCAGUCAAAGACGCCAGCGACGACAUAAACAGGCACAAAAGCGACAAGCAGGUGAAUAACCGCAUGGUGAAGGUCCUCAUCGAUGGAGAACUGAGAAAUGAGAAAUGGUUGAAUGUUCAGGUUGGAGACAUAAUCAAACUGGAGAAUAAUCAGUUUGUCACAGCGGACCUUCUGUUGCUAACCAGCAGUGAGCCUCUCAACCUGGUCUACGUAGAAACGGCUGAAUUAGAUGGUGAAACCAAUCUGAAGGUGAAACAGGCCCUGACUGUAACUGGAGAUAUGGGAGACAGCAUCGAUGCACUGGCUGGCUUCAAAGGUGAAGUGCGAUGUGAGCCUCCCAACAACCGUCUCGACAAGUUCAAAGGAACCCUGACCCUGGACGGACAAACCUACUCUUUGGACAACGAUAAGGUGCUGCUCAGAGGAUGUACUCUGAGGAACACGGAGUGGUGCUUUGGUGUGGUUAUCUUCGGAGGUCCUGACACCAAGCUGAUGCAGAACAGUGGGAAGACAACAUUCAAACGGACGAGCAUCGAUCACCUGAUGAAUGUCCUGGUGUUGUGUAUCUUUGGUUUACUGGCGUCUAUGUGCGCCGUUCUGGCCAUCGGCAAUGGAAUCUGGGAGGUGAGGGAGGGCUCAGUGUUCACAGUCUUCCUCCCUCUUGAACAAGGGGUUAACGCCGCCCUCUCAUCCUUCCUCUCCUUCUGGUCCUACGUCAUCGUCCUCAACACGUUGGUGCCCAUUUCUCUCUACGUCAGCGUGGAGAUCAUCCGUCUGGGGAACAGCUUCUUCAUCGACUGGGACAGGAAGAUGUAUUACCCCAAGAAUGACACUCCCGCCCAGGCGAGGACCACCACGCUCAAUGAGGAGCUGGGCCAGAUCAAGUACAUCUUCAGCGACAAGACCGGCACCCUGACACAGAACAUCAUGACGUUCAACAGGUGCUCCAUCAACGGGAAAGCUUACGGGGAGCUGUUUGACUUUUCUGGUCAAAGGGUGGAAAUAACAGAGAAGACAGCGAGAGUGGACUUCUCCUGGAACCAGCUGGCUGAUCCAAAGUUCACCUUUCACGACCACAGUCUGUUGGAGACGGUGAGGGAGGGAAACCCGGAGGCUCAGGCCUUCUUCCGCUUGCUGGCUCUGUGCCACACCGUCAUGCCUGAGGAAAAGAAAGAGGGGGAGCUCUACUAUCAGGCUCAGUCUCCUGAUGAGGGCGCUCUGGUGACCGCAGCCAGAAACUUUGGGUUUGUGUUCCGCUCACGUACACCAGAGACCAUCACAGCCAUGGAGAUGGGCAGAACAGUCACCUAUGAACUUCUGGCUGUUCUCGACUUCAAUAAUGUGCGCAAGAGAAUGUCAGUCAUAGUGCGUAACCCCGAAGGCAAGUUGACUCUAUACUGCAAAGGAGCAGACACCAUCAUCUUUGAGAGACUGCACCCAUCCUGUAACAAACUGAAGGAAGCCACCAUCGGACACCUCAACGAGUAUGCAGGCGACGGCCUCCGUACACUGGCCCUGGCCUACAAGCCCUUGGAUGAGAGCUACAUGGAUAAGUGGAGACAGCGCCACCACGAGGCCAGCACCGCCAUGGAGGGCCGAGAGGAGAGACUUGAUGAACUUUAUGAAGAGAUAGAGAAAGACUUGCUGCUGUUGGGAGCGACAGCUGUGGAAGACAAGCUGCAGGACGGCGUGCCACAGACCAUCGAGCAACUGGCUAAAGCUGACAUCAAAAUCUGGGUGUUGACUGGGGAUAAACAGGAGACUGCGGAGAACAUCGGCUAUUCCUGCAACAUGCUGAGGGAGGAGAUGAAGGAGAUUUUUGUUGUGGCGGCCAAUACGACUGAAGGGGUCAAAGAGGAGCUACAGAAUGCUAGAAGGAAAAUGUGUCCAGAAGCCGCAGAGGAGCCAUCUGUGAAAAAGGCUCGCGCAGGCCUGUUUUGGCUUCAGAAGACCGAGACAGUGCAGGAUGAGAAGGUGGAUGGAGAUUAUGGCCUAGUUAUAAAUGGACACAGUCUGGCCUUUGCACUGGAGAAGAACCUGCAGCUGGAGCUGCUAAGGACAGCAUGCAUGUGUCAGACAGUGAUUUGCUGCAGGGUCACCCCGCUGCAGAAGGCCCAGGUGGUUCAGCUGGUCAAGAAGUACAAGCAGGCUGUCACUCUGGCCAUUGGGGAUGGGGCCAACGAUGUCAGCAUGAUCAAGGCUGCUCAUAUCGGUGUAGGUAUCAGCGGUCAGGAGGGCAUGCAGGCAGUUCUCUCCAGCGACUACUCCUUCGCCCAGUUCCGUUACCUUCAGCGCCUCCUGCUGGUGCACGGCCGCUGGUCCUACCUACGCAUGUGCAAGUUCCUCCAAUAUUUCUUUUACAAGAACUUCACCUUCACCUUUGUGCAUUUCUGGUACGCCUUCUUCUGCGGCUUCUCUGCACAGACUGUGUACGACGAAUGGUUUAUCACCUUGUACAACAUGGUUUACACAGCUCUUCCUGUCCUCGGCAUGAGCAUCUUUGACCAGGAUGUGAAUGACCGCUGGAGUUUCCAGUAUCCUCAGCUCUACACUCCGGGCCAGCUGAACCAGUACUUCAGUAAGAAAGCCUUUGUGCUCUGUAUGAUGCACAGCUGCUACAGCUCCCUCAUCCUCUUCUUCAUCCCGUGGGCCGCCAUGCACGACACAGUCCGAGAUGACGGCAAAGACUUAGCCGACUAUCAGUCCUUUGCUUUACUGGCACAGACCUGUCUGCUGAUUGUGAUGAACAUACAGCUAUGUCUGGACACCUAUUACUGGACAGCCGUGAACCAGUUUUUUGUAUGGGGCAGCCUGGCCGCUUACUUUGCCAUCACAUUAACCAUGUACAGCAACGGCAUGUUUCUCAUCUUCACCUCCUCUUUUCCCUUCAUCGGCACCGCAAGAAACUCUCUGAACCAGCCUAAUGUGUGGCUCACCAUAUUCCUGACUUCCCUCCUCUGUAUCCUGCCUGUGGUGGCUUCCCGCUUCCUUUUCAUUCAGCUUCGGCCCACCAUCAACGACAAGGUGAGACAGAAGGUGCGGAAGGAGGCACUGCCAGCUCCUGCACCUCGUCGUCCACCCGCCAGGCGUAUCAGCACCCGCCGGUCCGGCUACGCCUUCUCCCACGCCCAGGGCUACGGUGAUCUGGUGACAUCCCGGAGGUUCCUGCUGAAACUGAGGAGUCGACCGCCGCUGUUUACACAAACGGACUCUCCUCUGGCUCAGAAUGAGCCACAGCUCUACCGCACCAUCGCAGAGGAUCCAGAAGAGUCCCAGAGCCCUUAG